This is a messenger RNA of Gaeumannomyces tritici R3-111a-1, 1996 nucleotides long. RefSeq lists its product as hypothetical. The coding region runs from base 450 to 1913 and encodes 487 amino acids. Gene Ontology annotation, molecular function: protein binding. NCBI's taxonomy places the organism in Eukaryota, Fungi, Ascomycota, Sordariomycetes, Magnaporthales, Magnaporthaceae. The transcript has 3 exons. The record is from RefSeq and is a predicted model, not a curated record.
CCGCGCAGUAAGAGCGCGAUGCUUCAGCCGCCCUGCUCACUGUUUCUGGCCAGUGCCAUCUUACUGUUUGGGCCGCAGUUGCUCCGCGCUGCCUGCCCACCCAUGGUCCAGGUCUAGGCCGCACGCCCUGGCCUGCUGUGCUCUGCUGUGCUCUGCGGCGUGUCGCCGUGCCUGGCCUUGCAGAAGCUGCUGCAUGGUGUUUGAUAUGUACGGCUUAUAUGUACGGCUUGGAAGUUAAAGUUGCCCGUCUCCCCCACUCGUCAUGCUCCAUCUCAUCUCGACAUACCACAUCACAUUACUUCACAUCACAUCACCAACCACAUUGACCACAGCUCCACCUCGACACACUAACAGACAUCUAAUCCUGGUAUCGGCUCGUGAAUCUCUUCUUUUCCUUUUGUCUUUUUUCCUUUGUUUCCCCUUUUCUUUGUCAGCAACACUCGGCAACAAUGUCCUUCCAGCCCAUGCCCCAGCAGCAGCUGCCCAUGAUGAACAACAGCAGGUCUCAGACCAUCUCGUACGCCGACCUCAUGAAGCCCGACGAGGACUGGCGCGUGCUCCCCGACGCCGCCGAGCGUAGGAAGAUCCAGAACAGGCUGGCCCAGCGUGCCUACAGGCGAAACAUGCGUGACCGCACAAAGGAGCUCGAGAAGCUCAAGAAGGAGCUGGCCAAGCUCAAGGAGAACAAAGAGGCCGACCAGGGCCGCCUGUCGCCGCGCCUGACGCCGCCCAUGCAGCACCAGCAGGUGCAGCGCCCGCCCAUGCCCAUCAUGGCCACGCCCGAGGACUUCCUCUUCGACGGCAGCGUGCAGGACGCCGGCAUGGGCAUGCCCACACCCCAGUGGGCCACCGAGCCCUUCCCGCAGGCCAACUUCGCCGACCAGGGGCUGCACAUCGACCCUGGCUACUUCAUGGCCGGCACCGACGCGUCGGCGCCCUCGAUCAAGCGCCGCCGCGCCGGCAGCGCCACCGACGAGGCCAUGACGCCCACGCGCCAGAACUCGGGCCUGUCGGUCGGCUCGGGCACCUUCCGCCCGGGCCACCAGCGCGCCCGCUCCCACACCCCGAUGUCGUCGCCGCCCAUGGUGCAGCCGGCCACGCCGCCGCCGCAGCCGGGCGCGUCCAUGGCCGACAUGCAGCAGCAGGCCUCGCAGCUGCUCUCGCUCUCGCCCUGCGGCUUCAACCUGGGCGGCGGCGCCACCGACUCCAUGGGCCUGCCGCCCAUGGACGCGGGCUCGCCACCCUUUACGCUCGACGGCUUUACCGAUCCCAUGCAGACUGGCAACUUUGACCAGGGCCUGUGGACGCCGCCCAUGCCCGGCAGCGGCAGCAUGUACGGGUCGUUCCUGACGCCGCCCACCAACGACGGCGCCGCAUCACCGCCGUGGCAGCAGUCGACGCCCUCGACCAUGCGCAGCGAGGCCAUGGGCCGCUCGCGCAGCGCCAGCGCCUCGACCGUCAGCCGCUCCUCGCCCUUUUCGUCGGCCGCCAGCCAGUUCUCGGCCGGGUCGCCCAACCUGAAGCCCGUCAACGUCGUGGGCCUGAACCUGAACAUGAACCUGGACGGCUGCGACGACGACAGCAACAGCAACAACACCAACAACACCAACAACACCAACUUUGCCGACCUCCCGGCGCCGCUCACGCAGACCAACUCGACGCUGCUGCACCUCGCCGUGGCGGGCGGGCACAUCCAGGUGCUGCAGCUGCUCCUGCAGCGCUGCGACGUGCCCAUCAACGCGCGCGACGCCGCCGGAUACACGGCCCUUCAGCGCGCCGUGUGCGCCGGCCGCAUGGAGAUGGUGACGAUGCUGCUCGAGGCCGGCGCCGACUUCAGCGCCGGCCGCCAGGACGAGGCGCCCGUGGAGGGCUGCCAGGCCGAGAUGGCCGCCGACGCCGCCCCGGCCUCAUAGAGCUCUUGAGAGCUCGACGCCUUGAUUCGCGGGCUUCUUUUUACCAAAUACCACUGCAUAGAAACUGGAGUCUUGGGCGGCAU